This is a messenger RNA of Racocetra persica, 954 nucleotides long. The record is from the annotation of a GenBank genome assembly. Lineage: Eukaryota; Fungi; Glomeromycota; Glomeromycetes; Diversisporales; Gigasporaceae.
AUGCCUGUAUCGCAUCGUAAACGACGUGCAACUGCUAAAGAUUUUAGUGGCGUUUUUGAAAAACUUCGCCGGCUACGAGAAACUGGUGGUUCUCGUGCACAGGAAUAUGAGAUUCAAGAGCCAGAACCAAUUUACAUUGAAGUUAACGAAGAUGAAUAUCAAAAACAUCUUAGAGAAAGUGAGCAAGAUAAUUUCAUUGAAGACGAUGAUGGGAAAGCAAAUUUAUUUGCUGAGGAUGAUCUGGGAAAAGCUUAUUCUGAUGAAUCUGAUUAUGAUAAUUCUCCAAUGGAUGGAAAAAGGAAAAGAAGCAAAGAGUUGGAGGAUGAAGCAGAUGUAGUUCGACCGAACGCAAGGCUUAAUAGCUUUUUUCAGAGGGCUGCUGCCACGCAAUUCUCAAAACCCAAGACAACUAAACCAACCGCAGACGAGACAGCAUUUUUAUCUAACCUUUUAAAAGAUUUAGAUGAUGAUACCGAAGAUCAGGAUCUAACUAUCAAUCAAAUGGGUGUAAUAAUGAUGGAUUUGGAGAAUGACAAAUGUCAAAACAAUUUGGCCUGUGCUGAAAAUGUCAAGAAUCAUUACACUGAUUAUGCACACCUUAAUGAUUCUGCAUCAACGUUGCUUGAAGUGAGCAAUUCGGAAAAUAAUGUCUCCGCUAACGAUAAGCAAGUAGAUAAAGAAUUCGACCAUGAUAAUGGUUGUAGGAUACUCUGGACUGAUUCCUACGAAAAACAGGGGAAUGAGCAUCUUUUUGAUGAUACCGAAUAUCAGGAUCUAGCUGUCGAUCAAAUGGACGUAAUGAUGAUGGAUUUUGAGAAUGACAAUUAUCAAAACAAUUUGGAUUUGGAGAAUGACAAAUAUCAAACAAAUUUGGAUUUGGAGAAUAACAAAUAUCAAAAAAAUUCGGAUUUGGAGAAUGAAAAAUAUCAAAAAAAUUUGGUCUGUGCUGAAAAU